AUGGCCAGCCAAAUAAGCAAAACUCAGGCGAAGCACGUCGUGCAGGGGCUUGCAGAGCAAUGGGGUUUCCUGGACAAGGACAUGAUGGAUGACAUCGAGCGACUAGCGAAAGAACUGUACAGCAGUAAUGCGCGCUUCAUCUUUGAGCUCCUUCAAAACGCGGACGAUAACAAGUUCUCCGAGGCGAAAAAGGCGGGCACAGUGCCUCGCAUCACUUUUAAAGUAUACGAUUCCCACCUUGUUGUGGAAUGCAACGAAGACGGCUUUACGGAGAGGGACUUGACGGCGAUUUGUCAUGUCGGUCAAAGUACCAAAUCUAGUGACUACGGAUACAUUGGCGCGAAGGGAAUCGGGUUCAAGUCAGUUUUUAUCGUGGCUACCGAGGUUUAUAUCCAGUCCGGAAACUUCUCUUUCAAGUUUGAGAACAAGAAAGACGACCCAGGACUUGGCAUGGUCCGGCCGAUUUGGGUUGACUCAAGCGAAACGCUGGCUGCGCCCCUUACGCGUAUGACACUUUGCUUGCGCGACGACGAGCCGGGCUCGGGCGAUCUGCGAAGCCACGUAGUCAGCCAGCUGGAUACUUUGCAAGAAUCUUGUUUAUUAUUCCUGAAAAAGCUACAGUGCAUCAGGACCGAACAUUACAAAGACGGCCGUCUGUUGAGGAGCACAGAACUCAAGAAGGCCGUCAUUGACGAUUUUCGUAUUCGCGUAAAUCGCUCCUCUGUCUCUGAUAAGCAGGAGGCGAUCAAAUCCCAACUGUACCACGUCACCAAGUUGAAGGCCCAUGAUUUGCCGUGGAGCCAGGGUCGCAGCUCUCCAACGUCGGAGAAUGCCAGAGCCAACGCCUCAAGUGCCGAGGUUAUUUUGGCGUUCCCUCUGACAGAGGAAUUUGCUCCGCUGUGCGCAGAUAGACAGCAUCUCUUUGCUUUCCUGCCUCUCGGUGAACACGGCUACAAGUUCAUUAUUCAUUCCGACUUUGAUACUAAAGUCGACCGUGAAGGGAUCGUCAUUACAUCUAAGCGCAACCAUGCACUUCGGAAAUGGAUCGCAGCAGCCUUUGUUAGCGCCAUCGUUGAGUUCUGCGAUCAUCCAACUCUAUGCUACCAGUGGCCUCUGUUCCUACCAGAUUUGGAGGAAACAAAAUGGGACAGCUUUUGGGUGGGCUUGAAUUCUGAAAUUCGACAGCAAUUGAGCGAAGCCGAGGUUCUGAGGUCGCGCACAAAACGCCAGCCCCGACGCAUCAGAGAUAUUCGGCGCCUUCCCGAGGAUGAACAGCUCGAUGGCGAACCGCUGUUCACCGACGAUGAGAAGGAUAUGUUUAUCUCUCCAAGAUAUCAGCUUACGACGUUAAACAUCUUAAUGGAUUACGGGCUCACUUUUCUGAAUCUCAAUGAGUUCUUUGACUUCGUCGAGAAAGAUUUGAACAGUCCAGAGCCGCGUCUACACGGCCAUUCAACUGAGGCGUGGCAAUCUGCUGUUGCCAAGCUCUUUUGCUCAUGGUUGGACCAAAAGCUUGCCAUUGCGCAGCGACUCAAAUCACUUUCAUUGAUACCUUUGGCUAAGAGGACUUGGACCAGCGCAAACACAUCGACUGUCUACUUUCCAACAACCAAGGGUUACACUAUCCCGCACUGCCUUGAUCUCGACAUUCUGGAUCCUGAUGCAAUGGCUCAGCGCGUCUACGACCUCUAUGUCGCCAUAGCGGCAAAACAUGCAGCUCAGAUAGAUUCAGCAAGUACAGCAACAAAACUCAAGAAUUACUUCUAUGAGAAGGCUAUUCUUGUGCCGUUGGAAGACCAGACUUGCUUCAAGCAUACGAAAGAUUGCGUCUGGCAGGGGCCAGCCACGUUGCGUACGAAGCAUGCCUUGCGACCGCUAUUGUCGAGAACCGUUGGCGACGGGCAGAUGGUGUACAUUGAACAGCUGUUUCACAAAAUUGUAGGUAUCCCGUCAACAUCUGCUGAGGACAUUAUUGCAGAUUUGGAGUACAUAAGAGACAAGGUUGAAAAUACCGGGGACAACGAUGAGGAGAUCACUGAGCUUUACAAAUACCUUGACAGGGCACGGUUUUCGGCACCGAAGCUGAGAUCCAUUCUCACUCAGAAGCCUCUUAUUAUGGUGAUUUCUCACGGCGAACGUGGUUGGUACAAGUUGUCGGAUACUCUCUGGUCCAGCUCAGCAGCCAUUCGUGGCAAAGUAACACUCGACACCCAAUAUGAGGAGCUCGAGGGAUUCUUUGUCUCUAAGCUUGGAGUAAGAUCACUGACGCUAGAGAUGGUGUACGACGAGUUGAAGCAGGAGCCGCAAACAAAUUCCGUCGAGGACGUUAACGUGGCGAUGCUCGCACUGAGCGAUUUCCUUCGACGUGAGCGCACACGGCUUGAUCCCAGUCCUCUGCUAAGAGCAAAGAUCUUUCCCGUUAAGUAUGGCAAUAGCGAGCCAGUCCUACGUUCUGCUAGUGCCGAUUUCGCAAUUUCUGACCGUGCGCAUUUACGUGAGCAUUUCUGGGGCAGAGUCGCAAUGUUGAGCUUUGAUUUGGAGGAUAUUCACAAACUACGGCCGUUCUUCGCUUGGACUGAACUUGAGGGGCGAUUCCUGUCUAACAGCGUCAAGGACAUUACAUCUGUCCUACCGAAUUCGGGCAAGCCUAUCAGCGCAGCCGGCCGCGAUCUCCGCCGGAAAGCCUACUUCAUACUUCGAGUUGCAGCGACAUGUGGUAGCCCAAAGUAUCAUGACAGCUACUCGGAGCUGUACCAGCUUCUUCGUGAUGCAGAAACAAUAGAAACAGAUGGCAUACACACUAGCUUGCAGCUGUCGCAAAAUGGCGAAGCGGUAUCGAUUGAAGAUUCAUCCCCGAACGUGUUCAUUGAUCAUGAACCACCGCAUUUCAAGGUGUACGUGCCGAAACAAAAGAAAGCCCAGACUGUGGCCUUUUCCUCGGUGCUGCCUCGGAAGCUCCUGUGGUGGCUCAUGGAAUACCCCGAAGGACACAUAGAGGAUCAUACCGACACUGCAGCCAUCAAUGCGUUGAGUCUCGUAUUUGCGUGCGAUGUACAGGCUCUCGACGAUAUUUUGGAUCGACAAAGCAUCCUCAGGAUAGAGGUGGAUAACGUGGACCAUCUAGAGUCUGAGGCUGAAGAGGAUGAAGAAGAAGAGGCGGCCGACACUGGGGAUGCUAUCCGUCACUCUGUCUCCAAUAAUGCGCGAACCGAGACUGAAACGCUCGCGGAGGUGUUUGCCCAAAGCCACAUGGCGCGAGACCGGAGCAGUCAGUCGUCUGAGCCGACCAUCAGGCCGUACACGCCUCAAUCCUCCACCUACAGCAUUGCCAGUCCAACAGGGUCAACCGCAACAGCACAGCCUUCAUACACGCCUGCCGCUCUGCCGCUAUCCUCAUCGAUGGGACUAACCCUGUCCACACCGGUGGCCGCCGGCGUGGACGAUGGUCAAUAUCGCACAAUUCUGGAGCGAGUUGUCGACUCCGCACGGUCAGCAUCGUUCCCAUCGAGAGGCGCUUUUAACCUGGACAGCCUGCGCAACGCCCUCUUUGUCGAACUGGGCGGUCAUGUACCGUACAGCUUCAACGGCAUCGACGUCAGUGCGGGGCUACGAUCAGAUACCCAGCUCGAGCGUGACAAAAAGGUCGGAGCGGCUGGCGAGCUUUACAUCUACGAGCUCCUUUCAAGGCUUCGGCUGUCAGGCUGGGGCCUCGGCAACUGGCAAAGCACAAUUCGUACGUAUGUGCGAGCUCAUCCGGAGUACGUGGACCUUGAGCGCUGGGGCCUGAGGGAGACAGCAGACUUUGUAUAUGACGACUCGGCGGGCGACUUUACUAGCGUGCUGAUUGACGCUGGUUACCUUUCGGAAGACUGGCGCAGCGCUCGCCCGAAGUACUACAUCGAGGUCAAGACGACCACGAGCCAUCGCAGUACUCCAUUUUACAUGAGCAGCCAUCAGUAUGACUUGAUGCAGAGCAAACACCUUAGCCAAGACCGAUCGGAGGUAUACAUGAUUCUCCGCGUCUUUGGUCUGAGCGGAGCGCUGGGGAUGUGCGCGUAUCUUGACCCGGAAGAAUUGCGCCAAAACGGGGGACUUUUAUUCAACGCGCUGACAUGGUCGGUUGUGCCUCGCGGCAUGACAACGGACAGUACUCCGCACCUUCAUGAGUGCUCCUAG
This is a messenger RNA of Akanthomyces muscarius, 4176 nucleotides long. RefSeq lists its product as uncharacterized. Lineage: Eukaryota; Fungi; Ascomycota; Sordariomycetes; Hypocreales; Cordycipitaceae. The transcript has 9 exons. The coding region runs from base 1 to 4176 and encodes 1391 amino acids. The record is from RefSeq and is a predicted model, not a curated record.